Aspergillus clavatus NRRL 1 is the source of this 750-nucleotide messenger RNA. RefSeq names its product putative exosome-associated protein. Gene Ontology annotation, molecular function: DNA binding; RNA binding. Lineage: Eukaryota; Fungi; Ascomycota; Eurotiomycetes; Eurotiales; Aspergillaceae. The transcript has 3 exons. Gene Ontology annotation, biological process: regulation of gene expression; maturation of 5.8S rRNA. The record is from RefSeq and is a predicted model, not a curated record. The coding region runs from base 1 to 750 and encodes 249 amino acids. Gene Ontology annotation, cellular component: exosome (RNase complex); nucleolus.
AUGGACGCCGUUGAUCUGAUUCCGUUGCUCGAGCAGCUGGAUGACAAUGUGGACGACUUGGAAGAGGCUCUGAAACCCAUCUUGAGCAAUUCAGUUCUCGAGACCUCAAAGAAACUUCCAGUCCUAGACAAGGCGAAAUUCCACGUUCUUGUAACCUACACUCUGGAAUCUCUCAUCUUCUCUUAUCUGCGUCUCCAUGGCGUGAAUGCAAAGGAGCACCCUAUCUUCCGCGAAAUCACCCGGGUGAGGCAGUAUUUUGCAAAGAUAAAGGCGCUGGAGACAGAGCCGGAGCAAAGGACUAUGACUUUAGAUAAGGAGGCAGCUGGUCGCUUUAUCAAACAUGGGCUUGCCGGAAAUGAGAAGUUUGAUAUACAACGCAAAGAACAGGAAGCCAAGGAAAAAGCGCGUGCCCAGCUCAAGGCGGCAUUGUUAGCCAAGAAAGGCGCGAAAUCCGAGACCUCGUCCAAGAACGCUACAAGUAAUUCAAACUCAGAAUCAGACCAAGACGGCAGUGACUCUGAUAAUGAAGACGCUAUGGCUGUGGAGCCAACACAGCCGUCCGAAUCUCCCGAAACAACCCAUGCAGAAGAUACCAAAGAAGGAAAGAAGUCGAAGAAAGACAAAAGUAAGCAGGAAAUUUCCAAGGCCACCAGGAAGCGCAGGAAGCGAAGCAAAGAGGACCAAGAUGAGAGAAAGAAGGAGAGACGGCAGAAGAAGUUGGAAGUUCGGAAGACGAAGAAGACAAAAUGA